AUGGACCUCACAAUCCAGAGGUUGCUCAACGACAAGCUCUAUGAUAAACGGAAGCAAGGAGCUUUAGAGCUCGAGAAAAUCGUCCGCGAAGCCGUUUUCAAAUCCGAACAUGAAACAAUAAAAAGAAUUGUCGAGCAGCUCUGCCAUGACUAUGCCUACGCGGUGCACCAGCCCCAUGCUCGGAAUGGUGGUUUGAUUGGUCUGGCAGCUGCUUCCAUCGCCCUGGGAUCUGAAGGAGUAGCACCUUAUCUCAGAGAAAUCGUGCCCCCGGUACUGGCAUGCUUUUCCGACCCAGACGCACGAGUCAGAUAUUAUGCUUGCGAGAGUAUGUACAACAUUGCGAAAGUGGCCAAGGGGGAGAUUUUGCUCUUCUUCAACGACAUUUUCGAUGCGCUAGCCAAGCUUGCCUCGGAUGCGGAGCUCUCGGUGAAAAACGGUGCAGAGCUUCUCGAUCGCUUGGUCAAAGACAUCGUUGCAGAGUCUGCCGCUUCAUACGUCUCUGUACUGCAACUCCCAGAGAAAGACUCGGCAGAUUCUGAUCCAUUCGAGGACACAGAUUUACCCACGGCUUUUUCUCUCGCAAGGUUCAUCCCUUUACUGAAAGAGCGGAUCCAUGUUAUCGGACCAUUUACUCGCAACUUUCUGGUCUCUUGGUUGACUCUGCUGGACACCAUACCUGAUUUGGAGCUGGUUUGUUAUUUGCCUGAAUUCCUAGAGGGCUUGAUCAAAUUCUUGGGUGGUCCCAACAAAGAUGUCAACGUAGCAACCCAGGGUCUUCUGGAGCGGUUCCUAGCCGAGAUCAAAAGGAUCACCCGACUGAAGAAGGGAAUCGAAGACAGUCGCAAAAGCCAGAGUCGCAGACGCUCUGUCGCAAGCGAUGCUGCUGUCAGUCUGAGUGCCAAGACCGAACAAACAGUGGACACUGGUGCAGGAGAAGGAAACCAAGAUGACAUUGCUGUGGAAGACUCUGCCUCAGAGUCUCUCCUUGAUGAUGAACUCAUCCAAGCCGAGGGGGACUGGAUUCCGGGGCAAGAUGUGCAAAUUGAUUAUCCCAAGAUCUUGGACAUUCUUGUCGUUUUUGUCGACACCUCUUUUGAUGAAGAAAUGCAGCUCACGGCUCUCCGUUGGAUUGAUUCUUUCUUUGAAAUUAGCCCUGAAGACAUUCUUCCUUUCGUUCCUCGUCUUCUUACACAGGUUCUCCCGGCAAUGUCCAGUGGCAUCGAUCAAGUCCGUCAAGCAGCUAACCGGGUCAACAAGUCUCUCCUGGAAUACAUCUACUCUCUUUCUGAUGAUGCCACUGAGGAAACCCCUUUGGCUCAAUCGAAGGCUCCCUCUGUCGCGGCCAGCAAGGAGAGCAUAGAGAGAAAGUCUUCGGAAACAAACAAUGACGCCAGAAAGUCAACUCAGGAGUCUUCUGGAUUGACACCACGUAGCAGUAUUGUUUCAACGCCAUUCCAACCAGCCGACCUGGAUUAUGCUGCGGCGGUCAAUUCCCUCACGCUGCAGUUCUUAAACGAAAACGAAGCCACUCGGGUAGCUGCACUCUCGUGGCUGAUCAUGUUACACCGCAAGGCACCCCGCAAAGUUGUUGCCUUCAAUGACGGCACUUUUCCGGCUCUAUUGAAAACUUUGUCUGACCCGGCAGAAGCAGUUGUGACAAAAGAUCUCCAACUACUUUCACAGAUUUCAAGAAACAGUGAAGACAGCUACUUUGCCUCUUUUAUGGUGAACCUAUUACAGCUGUUCUCUACGGAUAGACAUUUACUUGAGGUGCGCGGAAAUCUCAUCAUUCGACAGCUGUGUCUGAACUUGAGCCCAGAGCGUAUCUAUCGAACGCUGGCAGACUGUCUGGAGAAGGAAGAAGACAUUGAAUUUGCCAGUAUCAUGGUGCAAAAUCUCAAUAACAACCUGAUCACCGCACCUGAGUUGUCUGAUAUGAGGAAACGACUGAGGAACCAGGAUUCAAGGGAGGGCCAAACAUUCUUUGUUGCUCUUUUCCGCUCUUGGUGUCAUAAUGCUGUGUCAACAUUCUCCCUGUGCCUUCUUGCUCAAGCUUAUGAGCAAGCCUACAAUCUCCUCCAGAUCUUCGCCGAACUUGAAAUGACAGUCAACAUGCUCAUUCAGAUUGACAAGCUUGUCCAGCUUUUGGAAUCACCUGUAUUCACCUAUCUCCGCCUCCAACUUCUUGAACCCGAAAAAUACCCCUACCUGUACAAAUGUCUCUAUGGUGUCCUUAUGCUCCUCCCUCAAAGCUCCGCCUUCGCUGCCCUCAAGAACCGCUUGAACAGCGUCAGCAAUAUUGGAUUCCUCCACGGCGGUCCCCGCAGGUAUGAAAAGAACUCCCGGAUCCAGGACAAAAAACCGAAGCUAAAUGGCCCCUCAAGCACUGCUCAAGUCGCUCCCUCAUACGAACGUCCCACUGGAACCCGGCUCAAAACCCGCGAGGAAAAUAACAUCCGUUGGGUCGAUAUGCUCGAUAAAUUCAAGGUUGUCCAGGAACGAGCCCGUCGCUCCCAGGCCCAGCAACGCCACUCACUCAACCCCACUGAAUCUCUUAACCCCUCUCUAACUGCGGCCCUAUCUGCUGCGGCCGGUGGUCGCGAUCGGUCUGGUCUCCCUGACGCUCCGCGCGGUGGUCCAGGCUCGAUGGGUCCCGGGGCAGGAGGUCUCGGAAUCGGUGGCUUAGGACCUCAUUCAAUGGCAGGUGCUAAUCGUGGCUUGACCGAUUCCAGUCCCAAGGCCGGUUCAUCUACAUCUAUCCUUGGAGCUGCGCAUAAACAUAAAUCGAGUCUUCCUAACCUAGGAAGUCGCGUUGAGAAUUUCGAAUCGUUCGUUCACUCCAUGCCUACGCUUCUUCUUGUUCUUCUGUAA
Molecule: messenger RNA, 2871 nt
Organism: Penicillium verhagenii
Lineage: Eukaryota; Fungi; Ascomycota; Eurotiomycetes; Eurotiales; Aspergillaceae
Product: VAC14 family protein
Exons: 10
Coding region: 1-2871 (956 amino acids)
Biological process (GO): phosphatidylinositol biosynthetic process; positive regulation of kinase activity
Cellular component (GO): PAS complex; fungal-type vacuole membrane; endosome membrane
Source: RefSeq, a predicted model, not a curated record